AUGUUUUUAAGACUGUCAAUCAUGAAGAGCUCUCUAAAUAGGCUGGUUCGUUUCAAUGGGAAAGGUCAAAUGAGCGUUUUAAGGGGAAAUCUCAGGAUUAAUAGAAUCGGAUCUGCGAGAUUCAAUUCUACCCAACAGGUUCCUAAACCGAAGGGUAUCAAGGGUUUGAUGCAAGUAUAUGGUUACUCAGCAUUGGGUGUGUAUUUAGCACUAACAGCUCUGGACUUGCCACUCUGCUUUUUAAUGGUGCAUUCCCUUGGUGAAGAGAAGAUUAAAGUUUAUAUCAAUAGAGCGAAACGGUUAGUGGGAUAUGGUCAAGAAGAACAACAAGUCAUCGAACAAGUCCGCAAAAAUUUAGCAGAAAAAAUGGAAAGAGAACAACAUGGCUCACAAGAAACUACAUCUUGGUGGGAGAAUUUCAAAGAAAGUACAUUAUUAGCAGAAUUUCUUAUAGCUUACGGUAUUCAUAAAAGUCUAAUCAUUAUCAGACUACCUUUAACAGCGGCAAUUACACCGGGCGCAGUUAAAUUGUUGAGAAAAUGGGGGUUUAAUAUCGGUAAUCCAAAAUUCUUGAAGACAAUGGCUCAAGAUGCAAACAUACGAUUCAAAAGUGGCAACCCUAAUGACUUUAUAAAGGGUAGUUCCAAAAUCAAUGAAAAUUUGAAGCAGAAGAGCACAAAGGGUCAAAAAUGGUUUGAUGGAUUAAUGUAA
Zygotorulaspora mrakii is the source of this 711-nucleotide messenger RNA. RefSeq names its product Nat2p (gene NAT2). Gene Ontology annotation, cellular component: mitochondrion. The coding region runs from base 1 to 711 and encodes 236 amino acids. The record is from RefSeq and is a predicted model, not a curated record. The transcript has a single exon. NCBI's taxonomy places the organism in Eukaryota, Fungi, Ascomycota, Saccharomycetes, Saccharomycetales, Saccharomycetaceae.